GAGCCAUCGAUCGGCAAAGAUAUCUGAGCUGUCCUCCGUCGUUCUUUUUACACUGGUGAUUCUAGAGCAUUUUAGGCACUCGCUGUUGACACAUGUGCCAUAAAAAAUGAAAUUUGUUAUCUUAUUGUGCCUUGUUUUGCCGACUUGUUUCGCUGCAGAAGAAACAUGCGUGGGACGCUGUCAGAGUGGCUUUGAUCCUACAAAGAAAUGCCAGUGUGAUAAAAUGUGCAAGUACUAUGGAAGCUGCUGUGUGGAUUUCGACAGUGCUUGUCGAAAAAAAAUUUCCCGUGGUGACAUGUUUGAUGUACAUGAGGAUGAUCUAACCUCUUCUGUGUCACCGACUGAAGAAUCAAAUGUGACAGCCACCACUGCUCCGCUCCGAACCACCAAAAGUUCCCCUCCUAUGUCUCCUUCAGUUCCACCUGAUCCAGAAGCCGUCACCUGUAGUGGCCGCACCUUUGACGCCUUCAUGCAGCUGAAGAAUGGUUCAAUCUACGCGUUUAGAGGGGACUAUUUCUUUGAGUUAGAUGACAAAUCUGUCAUGCCUGGGUAUCCCAAACUCAUCAAGGAUGUGUGGGGCAUCUCCGGUCCAAUUGAUGCUGCUUUCACACGCAUCAACUGCCAGGGAAAAACAUAUAUAUUCAAGGGUAACAAGUACUGGCGUUUUGAUGGUGACGUCUUGGAUGAAGAUUAUCCAAGAGACAUAUCCGUGGGCUUUGAGAAGAUUCCAGAUGAUAUUGAUGCUGCAUUUGCAAUCCCGGCUCCAGGCCAUCACGGAAAGGAAAAAGUGUAUUUUUUUAAAGGAGAGCAGUACUACCAAUAUGAGUUCAAACACCAGCCUUCCCAUGAAGAAUGUAACCGCAUGACCAAAUCCUCACCCUCUGUUGCCUUCACACGUUAUACAAAUCUGUACUGUGACUUGGAUAAUGUGUUUGAUCUGCUCUUUCAAGACAUUCACGGGCAUCACAAAGGGCCACGUUUAAUUUCCAAAGACUGGAUUGGCAUCAAACCUCCCAUAGAUGCAGCAAUGGUUGGCCGACUGUACGUCAGCCCUGGUCCCUCACCGUCUCCAGCCACCGGCCUGAGCAGGGGCCGAACUGGACGGAGAAAGAAGACCAGGGGUCGAGGAGUCAGAGUGAGCCGAUCGCUGUUCUGGGAAGACUUUGGAUUGGACUAUGAGGAAAGGUAUUAUGGAGCAGAGAAGCGUGGUAAAAAACAGAAAAAAGGACGUGGAAGACGUCCAUUUUGGUUUGACAUGAGCUAUGACCCGGAUGACUACAUAGAUAUGGAGAUUGUCCAAGAAAAGGCCACACCUGUGCAGAAUGUCUACUUCUUUAAGAAAGAUAAAUAUUACAGGGUGGACCUGCAGACUAAACGGAUUGACUACGUAAACCCUCCUUACCCAAGAUCCAUUGGCAAAUAUUGGCUGGGAUGUAAAGAAAAGGACAUGUCAGAAAAAAGAUAAGAAACAAGAUUUCCAUAUUUGAGUUGAUAAUAAAGAUUUGUUAUUGAUAAUUUUAUUGCUUAAUUAAAUGCCAUUUAUGAGGAUAAAUCUUUACCAUCAAUUUUAUAGUUCUCUGAGUAUUCCUGAUGUAUUACUGUCAGGAGCAUGGACCUUUUUUAUUGUGUGUUGCCCCUGUUUCUGUUCCUGUGUUCCCUUAUUUAGUCAUGUUCCUGUUCUCAUUGUCUCAUUAUUAGUUGAUUCUCCACACUUGUCUGCCCUCGUUAAGUUUAGUAUAAAUGUGUAGUUUGCCUCAUGUUUCCUUGUAGGGCCAUGAAUGUCUUAUUUUUGCCCAGUGUCUCCCUGUUGGCUCAUUAAAGACUCUCUUUUUGUGAAA
Molecule: messenger RNA, 1838 nt
Organism: Cyprinus carpio (common carp)
Lineage: Eukaryota; Metazoa; Chordata; Actinopteri; Cypriniformes; Cyprinidae
Product: vitronectin
Biological process (GO): immune response; cell adhesion mediated by integrin; cell-matrix adhesion
Molecular function (GO): extracellular matrix binding; polysaccharide binding; scavenger receptor activity
Source: RefSeq, a predicted model, not a curated record